AUGCGCAAUAUUGGUUACAACAGAACCGGCAGUUUCAAAUGUCACGAGCCGUCACUGGUUGGUCCUAGUCCAAAAAAGAAAGAUACUAAUUUCAGACUGUCUCUUAGUGUUGAAGAAAAACUACAGAUAACGCUAAGGUAUCUUGUCACUGGUGCCGCUUUUCGAGUUCUAGCAUUUCACUUCAUGCGAGGAGAGACGACGAUGGGAAAGGUUAUAGAAGAGACAACAGAAACAAUUUGGAAAUGUCUUAACAAACAGUACUUGACUUUACCUUCAGAGCAUAAUAUCUGGAUUGUAAUUGCUCAACGAUAUGAGGAACUAUGGAACAUGCCUAAUUGUAUUGGUAGCAUUGACGGCAAGCAUGUUCGAAUCAAAGCUCCCGCAAAAUCUGGAUCUGUAUUCUAUCAUUCUAUAGUACUAAUGGCAAUUGCUAAUGCUUGA
Photinus pyralis (common eastern firefly) is the source of this 441-nucleotide messenger RNA. Its product is annotated as protein ANTAGONIST OF LIKE HETEROCHROMATIN PROTEIN 1-like. The record is from RefSeq and is a predicted model, not a curated record. Bases 1 to 441 code for a protein of 146 amino acids. Lineage: Eukaryota; Metazoa; Arthropoda; Insecta; Coleoptera; Lampyridae. The transcript has 2 exons.